Molecule: messenger RNA, 1015 nt
Organism: Didymodactylos carnosus
Lineage: Eukaryota; Metazoa; Rotifera; Eurotatoria; Philodinida; Philodinidae
Source: the annotation of a GenBank genome assembly
GUUUGUAGAAACCAACUUUCUCGAGAUCCAUAGAGAAAAAAUUUAAGAGUAAAGACGGAUAUUAGAUUUGUGAUCAGCAUCAUAAGUUAUACUUAAUCAAGUAUAAUUCAAGAAGAAAAUAAUUGGACACUUGAAGUUGUCCUCUGUAAACUCGACAGAACAACUCUUUUUCAAAUCUUCUCUCGCUCUCUCUCCUGUUCUAGAUAAAAAUAUUGGAUUGACAUUGAUUGUUGUGUUAUUAACUGGUACAUUAUUGGUCGUAAUAUGUGCAUUUUUAUUGUAUAAACGUCGUAAUGAUCGUCGUGUAAAAUAUUUGUCGCAUAUGUUGAGCAGUUUAUUUCCAUCUCGUUCACGAACGGUUCUUAAAGAUAAUGUAGGUAGUAGUGGAGGUAACAGUGAUGGUGGUAAUGAGAAUUUGAAUAAUAAUAAUGACUGUAAAAAAUUAGAUGAUAUAAAUGGAACAAUUGUUCCUCCAGUUGAUGAAAAAUCUCAAAAGAUUAAUGAAUAUGAUGUUUCUUACAAUCCAAUAGAUUAUCAACAUAAAAAUAUAAAUGAAAAACAUCAAAGUCUAGAGAAAAGGAUUUUUAUUGAUAAUUUAAAAACUGCUCCAUCAUUUUAUGCAUCGUAUAAAAUAGUGCUUACAAAUGAUAAAAAAUAUGAAAAAAAUGAGAAAACAAAUUCAAAUGAAAAUAUGUAUUCGAUUGAUCCUGUUGCAUUUUCAUCAGCACCAUUAAAUUUUCGUCCUGGUAUUCAUCUAAAUAUGAAUAAUAGUCAAAACAACGAUGAUAAUUCGAUAUUAUAUGAAUAUGUUUUACCAUUAGAUGACACUACAGUUGAUAAUACAUCAACUAGUAAAAUUCAGUUAGUACGAGAUAGUGAUGAUGACUAUUAUUCAGAUAUUAAGCAUAAUGAUAGACAUGAACAACAACAAGAAAAUUAUGAUCAAGUAAUCUAUGCAACACCAUCCAUAAAAAGCACAACAAUAGCAAACAAUGAGAAUGAAAGUCAUAUUUAA